AUGGCGGGCUGUGCUCUCUCUCUUCUGUCAACAGCUCUUCUCAACCCUCAAUCUAACUUCAUUCAGGGGAGCAAAUCUCCUGCAAAAAUAGAGAAAAUGGUGAUCAAAAUCAGCAAAGACAAUCCGUUGCCAUCAUUAGGAAGUAACCAAGUAAUGGCUUCUUCAGCAAUAACUACCGCCCAAGUCUUGAAAAAUGCCAUAUUAUGGCCCCUAUCUGUUGCCUCCAUAAUGGCUGUCUUGGUAUCUUCGUUCCAGUUCCAAGUCGGGGGUGAGGAAGGCUGGGUCAAACCGACUGGAAACCAGACUGAAACAUAUAGCCACUGGGCUACCAGACACAGAUUCCACAUUGGAGAUUCUGUUUACUUCAGGUAUGAAGAGGACUCGGUGCUGGUAGUCAGCUCCAGUGACUAUGAAAACUGCAGAACAUCGCAUCCAAUUUCCAAGUUUGACGACGGGAACACCGUCUUCCAAUUUGAACGAUCUGGGCUCUUCUAUUUCAUCAGCGGGCAGCCAGGCCACUGCAAAUCCGGCCAAAGGCUCGUCAUUCGAGUGAUGCACCCCUCCGAAGAAGUUGAGUCCCCUCAAGCUGCUCCAUCACCGGCUGCACCCAAUCCUAAUGGCGGCGGAGGAGAAGAUAUUUGGGACAACUCCAACAACUGGGGGCCGCCCGCGCUUAAUUCUACUGACAAGCUCACUGUUGCAUCGUACUUCAUGACGUUUCUUGGAGGCGUCAUCGUUUUUCUCUAUUGGUUGAUGUAG
Messenger RNA from Coffea eugenioides, 759 nucleotides. RefSeq names its product early nodulin-like protein 1. The record is from RefSeq and is a predicted model, not a curated record. Gene Ontology annotation, cellular component: plasma membrane. The transcript is spliced from 3 exons. Gene Ontology annotation, molecular function: electron transfer activity. Lineage: Eukaryota; Viridiplantae; Streptophyta; Magnoliopsida; Gentianales; Rubiaceae. Bases 1 to 759 code for a protein of 252 amino acids.